Paramecium sonneborni is the source of this 1515-nucleotide messenger RNA. The record is from the annotation of a GenBank genome assembly. NCBI's taxonomy places the organism in Eukaryota, Ciliophora, Oligohymenophorea, Peniculida, Parameciidae.
AUGUUAAAUAAAAUCAAAAUUGAUUCAGAAUCCCGCUUAAGUGAAGAAUAGAAAAUUAAAGAUCGUAGAAGGAAUGUAAUUAUACUUAUUCAACGUUAUCUUGUGAACUGUGGCUAUAUUGAAUCAGCAACAAAAUUAGGAUCAGAAUCAAAUUUAACAUUGAAUCAAUAUGAUGCAGCAGAUAAUAUGGAUUUAUAUAUGAUACUAUGUGAAUUUGAAUAGUUUUAUGAAAUGAAAUUUAUGAAGCCUCCAAAAUUAGUAAAGAAGGUUGAUGGUUAAGGCACUCCUGGAUUACCUCGAAUUCCAAGUUCAGGAAAAAGUAGUAGUAGUAAUAGUAGUAAUACCAAUAAUUAAAAUACUGCAAGUUCAAAUAAAAAAAGUACAUAAUAAUCAAAAGAGAAGGAUAACAAUAAUAAAGAUGCAAAAAAUGAACCUGAUUCACUUGAAAUAUAAGGAACAGGAGUUUAAUAGAAAUAAUAAAAUAAUGAUGAUGGAAAUCAUAAAGAUUGGUUUGAUCCAAGAGUUUUAAAAGGAUUACCUGAUUAUUCUGAUGUUCCUGAAUUUUAAUAACUAGCAGCUUAUUUAUAGAGGGAUAUUUGUUCUGAAAAUCCAAAUGUGAAGUUUUCUGAUAUAGCAGGUUUAGAUUAAGCUAAGAGAUUAUUAAAAGAGGCUGUUUUAGUGCCUUUAAAAUAUCCACAUUUUUUUUAAGGGAUUUUAGAACCAUGGAAAGGUGUUUUAUUAUUUGGGCCACCAGGAACUGGUAAGACAAUGUUAGCUAAGGCUGUAGCUACAGAAUGUAGAACAACAUUUUUUAAUGUUUAAGCUUCAUCAGUUGUUUCUAAAUGGAGAGGAGAAAGUGAAAAGUUGAUUCGUGUUCUUUUUGAUUUAGCAAGACAUUAUGAACCAAGUACAAUAUUUAUAGAUGAAAUGGAUUCAAUUAUGGGUUAAAGAGGAUCAGCUGGUAAUGAACAUGAAGGAGGAAGAAGAAUGAAAACUGAAUUACUUAUAUAAUUAGAUGGUUUAUUAAAAUCAAGAAAAAGAGUCUUUUUAUUAGCUGCAUCAAAUUUACCAUGGGAUUUAGAUAUUGCUAUGUUAAGACGUCUAGAAAAAAGAGUAUUUUUAUUAAUAUUUUAGAUUUAUAUUCCUUUGCCUGAUUAAGAAUCAAGAGAAUCAAUGAUUCGUAGAUAUAUUCCAUAAGAAAUGAGUGAAAAUCUAAAUUAUCCUUAGCUUGCAGAAGUUCUUAAAAAUUAUAGUGGAAGUGAUAUUAAAUUAGUUUGUAAAGAAGCAGCUAUGAAACCACUCAGAAGACUCCUUAGUUAAAUUGAAGAUAUAUAAGUUGAUGUUAGAACAACAGCUAAACAAAAAAAAUAAUAAAAUAUGACAUCAUAUGAUGAUGUAAGACCAGGACCAGUAACUGAAACAGAUUUCACAGAAGCAAUGAAUUAAGUUAAACCAUCACCAAGUGUAUUUGAGAAUUAAUAUCUAAAAUGGGAGAAGGAAAGUGGAUCAUGUUGA